Molecule: messenger RNA, 3054 nt
Organism: Gavialis gangeticus (Gharial)
Lineage: Eukaryota; Metazoa; Chordata; Crocodylia; Gavialidae
Gene: ESRRB
Product: estrogen related receptor beta
Exons: 8
Coding region: 374-1765 (463 amino acids)
Biological process (GO): regulation of DNA-templated transcription
Cellular component (GO): nucleus
Molecular function (GO): steroid binding; DNA-binding transcription factor activity; zinc ion binding
Source: RefSeq, a predicted model, not a curated record
UUUUUUUUUUGUCAGCUGCCUGUUAUAUCAAUCACGGAGCUGGGAUCUAUUUAUAGGUUGGGACUCGGAGUACUGUGUCCUAGUCACAAAGAGAGGCAGAGACGCAGAAGGGACUGUCGGUUGGUGCGGGUGGAACCAAAAGAUAUUUAAUCAGCAAUUAGAAACACCUGAGGGCAAGGGAAAUUCUACUCCAGCCCUGUGCUUCAUCUCUCAACCUGCAGCAUAAUCUGAGUUCUCAAGCUCUUUAAAGGCUGGAAGAAAUAGCUGAGUGUCUUACUGGGAAUCUUCCCUCCCUAAUGGAAUAAAACACCCAUUUGGCUAAACAUCAGUCUUUGGUUGUAGUAACACAGGUGCCCAGCAGAGUCUGAAUGUCAUGUUUGGAGGAAGUGUCAUUUGCCACUUAUUUUUCUUCAUGGAGAAAAGGGAUGUGAAUGACUGCAACUUGCAAAGGCUGCUUGGCAGGAUGUCCACAGAGGAGCGGCACCUCUCCUCCAGCUGUGGAUCUUUCAUCAAGACUGAGCCCUCCAGCCCAUCUUCUGGCAUUGAUGCCAUCAGCCACCACAGUCCCAGUGGCUCCUCUGAUGCCAGUGGUGGCUACGGCAUCACCAUGGGUGGCCACUCUAAUGGCUUGGACUCGCCACCCAUGUUCAAUGGUGCAGGGAUGGGUGGAGGGUCCUGUCGCAAGCGCUAUGACGACUGUGCCAGCGCCAUUAUGGAGGACUCUCCCACCAAGUGCGAGUACAUGCUUAAUGCCAUCCCCAAGAGGCUGUGCCUGGUGUGUGGGGACAUUGCUUCUGGAUACCACUAUGGAGUGGCUUCCUGCGAGGCGUGCAAAGCCUUCUUCAAAAGAACAAUCCAAGGGAACAUUGAAUACAGCUGCCCAGCCACCAACGAGUGUGAGAUCACAAAACGGAGGCGCAAGUCCUGUCAGGCCUGUCGCUUCAUGAAAUGCCUCAAAGUGGGGAUGCUGAAAGAAGGGGUUCGCCUGGAUCGAGUCCGUGGGGGGCGCCAGAAAUACAAGAGAAGACUGGACUCUGAGAGUAGCACUUACCUGAGCUUACAAAUACCCCCUCCAGCCAAAAAGCCAUUGACUAAGAUCGUCUCCCACUUGCUGGUGGCAGAGCCAGAGAAGAUUUAUGCCAUGCCCGAUCCUACUAUGCCGGAGAGUGAUAUCAAAGCACUGACAACCCUCUGUGACUUGGCAGACAGAGAACUGGUGGUGAUCAUUGGCUGGGCCAAGCACAUCCCGGGUUUCUCUAAUCUCUCCCUGGGGGACCAGAUGAGCCUGCUGCAGAGCGCCUGGAUGGAGAUCCUCAUCCUGGGCAUUGUGUAUCGCUCACUGCCCUACGAGGACAAGCUGGUCUACGCUGAGGAUUACAUCAUGGAUGAGGAGCACUCCCGCUUGACAGGGCUGCUAGAGCUGUACCUGGCCAUCCUGCAGCUGGUGCGCCGGUACAAGAAACUCAAGGUGGAGAAGGAGGAGUUUGUCACACUCAAGGCCCUGGCCCUUGCCAACUCAGAUUCCAUGCACAUAGAGGACAUGGAGGCAGUGCAGAAACUCCAGGACCUUCUCCAUGAAGCCCUGCAGGACUACGAGCUGAGCCAGCGCAAUGAGGAGCCACGGCGAGCGGGCAAGCUGCUGCUGACCUUGCCCCUCCUGCGGCAGACAGCCGCCAAGGCCGUGCAGCACUUCUACAGCAUCAAACUGCAGGGCAAGGUCCCCAUGCAUAAACUCUUCUUAGAAAUGCUAGAGGCAAAGGUCUGACAGCCCCAGUGCCAGCCCACAGCGGCCAGGGAACAAACUAGAACCAGACACGGAGCAAUCCAAAACAGCAGCAGCAGCCGCCGCCGGCUUUUAUCUCCAAUCAUUUAUUAUGGAAGAAUUAUUUAAUGUCUCUGUCGGCUUGGCUGCAGAAUCUCAUGUACAGAGGGGGAAACUCUUUUAAUCAGUCACUCAUGUCUCUUUUUUUGUUUUCUUGGUGGGAAACACCAGAGCACGCUCUUGCACUUGCGGAGGAGGCCAGAUGGAAGCAGUGAUGCUCUCUGCACUAUCCAGAGAUGCCUGCUCCCCAGUUCCCUCCACGAGAUCCAGAGGAGGAGGAGUGAGGAGGGAAGCAGGGAAUGAGGAAGAGUAGAGCCACUAUAAGCUUUGCUGGUGUUGGGUGGGGGGGAGGCAGAGAGAGAGCAUGAACAAGCAGAUGAGCAAGGGGCACCAUGGGUCCUGCUGCUUGUCACCUUCUGCCAGCUGACAGGACCAUGGGGCACGGGUUUCUUUAGAGAAGAGCAUUAUAGGACCUCUUCACCUCAAAAUGUCUGCCUCCUGCACUCCUCUAGCUACACCUAACACUUGUACAUAGAGGCCCCACUUCUUACUGGGAAAGUUGCUCCUAACCAUGUAAGAUAUUCUGCAACCUUGUACAGUGUGUCAUUCUGCCUGCCUGCUUCCCACCCCCACACAGUCCCCACAGGCUAGUGAAGUGGCAGGACCUGUCCCGAGAAACAAGUCUCUGUCUGCAGCGGGAACAAGCCUGACAUUCUGCUUCAGUGCUGGCAUCACCUGAUAAUCUCUGCAUCGUCUCAUAUGUGGUGCUAUUUAAACUCCUUCUGCACUUUUCACCCCAUAGUGUCUCAAGUCUGCCUCAGCUCAGAAACUAGCCCUCUGCCACUCACAUAGGUGCUUGUGCUAGAGCAUGUGGCAACUGGGCCCAAAUACAAACAUGCUUCGCCCCUCAAAAAAAAACAAACCCAAAACACCACACCUGGGCAUGCCCUCCCCCUUUCUUUGAACAUGUGACAUUUGCUUUCACACAACUCCAGGCUAGUGGAGACAAAGGGAACUGUUUGCCAGAGAAAGUGAUCUCCAUGCCUGGGAGCCUGCUGUUGGGCACCAAAUAAAAAAAACCCCAAAACAACUGAGAUGGAGGUGUUCAAACCUUAGCAACUACAUCCCAUCUACCAUAUCCCUUGCUCAGAAUUCCUGAGUCACUGCAUACUUCCUAAUGUGGGGCCAGCUCCAACAGUUUAUUCCUUUAAUGAAAUGUUGAUUGGGAGGGA